Aegilops tauschii subsp. strangulata is the source of this 1017-nucleotide messenger RNA. The record is from RefSeq and is a predicted model, not a curated record. NCBI's taxonomy places the organism in Eukaryota, Viridiplantae, Streptophyta, Magnoliopsida, Poales, Poaceae.
AUGGCUGGCCGAGGGGCUGCUGCGCCAUCUGGCAAAAAUCCCGCGACGGGUGGUGCUGGCCGCGGUGGGAACGCCUCGCCGCCGGGAGCUGGCCGCGGUGGGACUGCCCCGCUGUCGGGCGCUGGUGCCAGCCGGGCUGCCCCGGAGUUGACCGUCCCUAGGCCGCAAGUGGGUGGCGGGGCGGCGCAUGGCGCUGUUGGGCGCGGUGGUGGUAUCCCGGGCGCUCGGCCUCCGGUGCAGGUUGCGGUGCUGCAGCCGGUGGCGGGUCGAGGUGGAGUGAGCGUCGCCCCUCGUCCACCGGUGCCGAACUCGGCCACGAUUGCUGCUGCGGGCAGGGGUGGUGUGGCCCAUGGACCGAGGCCGCCGCCCCCAGCGACCGGCAUGCAGCCUCGACCGGCGCCGCCUCAGUACGGCGCCAGGCCGCCUCACUUUGUCGCCCGGCCGUCGCAGAUUCGGGCUGCGCCGGUGCUGACGCAGGCACCGCCGCCGCAAACUACGGCUGUUGGAGAUGCUACGGGUGCACCCCGGGGUCAAUGGGGCGAUGACGGUUAUAAUGCAUAUGGAUAUGGUCAACACCGGGGCUCCUCAUCCACGGGUGGUGGUCGGGGAUAUGCUUGGCAGAGCGAUGGUUCGAUAGAGAGGCCUUUUCUGGGUCCUACGGGUGGUUUUGUUGAAGGGGCGUCUGGCCCGGGUUAUCGACACCGGGGUGGUUUCCGCGGUCAUCGUGGUGGUCGAGGCGGUCGAGGUGGCCGGUAUCGUUCACGACAACCUCCUCCAACCGUUGUGGUCGAGCAGACGGCCGUUGGCGGGCCUGCCGAGGAGACGGUGUUGUCCAGUCAGGCUAUGGAGGUGGUGACGGCACUCGCUAAUGUUGAGGUACCUGGGAAUGAGACCAUGGGGUCUAUGUCUGUGGAGGCGUCAGACAGGGCUGAUUCGGAUAGGGCGUCCAAGUGGGCGCGCAAGAAGGAAAAAAAUGUUAUGCUAUCGCUGUGGCGAGAAGGGUCAUUUUAUUGCUGA